Kickxella alabastrina is the source of this 1297-nucleotide messenger RNA. RefSeq names its product RIO1 family-domain-containing protein. Gene Ontology annotation, molecular function: protein serine/threonine kinase activity; ATP binding. Bases 99 to 1256 code for a protein of 385 amino acids. The record is from RefSeq and is a predicted model, not a curated record. Gene Ontology annotation, biological process: protein phosphorylation; maturation of SSU-rRNA. NCBI's taxonomy places the organism in Eukaryota, Fungi, Kickxellomycota, Kickxellomycetes, Kickxellales, Kickxellaceae. The transcript has 2 exons. Gene Ontology annotation, cellular component: preribosome, small subunit precursor; cytosol; nucleus.
UCUAUAUUCACUCUCGCUCUUUGAUUUUUUAUAUCAUAUUUGCACCCUGUGUUUAUUUAAAUAAGCUUAUACAAAAAAGGAAUUGCUGUGCUUGAACCAUGAGACUCGACGCCAAGGCACUGCGCUACAUGAGCAAUGAUGACUUCCGAGUCCUCACUGCGAUAGAAAUCGGCUCUCGCAACCACGACAUUGUCCCCGCGCCCGUCAUCGCCCAGCUAUCGCACCUGCGCGGCGGCGGUGCCAACAAACAUAUUAGCGACCUGGUGAAGCGCAAGCUUAUUGCCACAGAGACAAACUCAAAGUACAUUGGGUACAAGCUGAUUUACGCCGGGUAUGACUACCUGGCCCUGCGCACAUUCAGCAAGCGCGGCACAGUAACCUCGGUGGGAAACCAGAUUGGCGUUGGCAAGGAGGCCGAUAUCUUUGUCGUUGCGGGCGAGGACCAGAAGGAGGUUGUGCUCAAGCUGCAUAGGCUGGGUCGCCAGUCCUUCCGCAACGUCAAGCUGAAGCGCGACUACUUCCGCCAGGACCAGUCGCCCUCAUGGAUGUACAUGUCGCGUCUGUCUGCCAUGAAGGAGUAUGCCUUCAUGAAGGUCUUGCACGAGCACAACUUCCCUAACCGCCACUGCGUCGUGAUGGAGUUUGUCGAGGCAUUCCCGCUGCGCCAGAUCAGCAGCGUUGGCGAGCCCGGAAGGCUUUACUCGACCCUGAUGGACCUAAUUGUCCGACUGGCCAAGUAUGGCCUGAUCCACGGCGACUUUAACGAAUUUAACAUUCUGCUCGGGGACGACGGCGUCCCAAUCCUCAUUGACUUCCCGCAGAUGGUCUCCACCUCCCAUUACAACGCCGAGUUCUACUUCAAUCGCGACGUCAACUGCAUUCGUACCUACUUCAAGCGCCGCUACAACUAUGAGAGUGCCCUUUAUCCCAAGUUCGGCCUCGACUCCAACAAGGAGUUUGAUCUGGACGUGCAGGUUGCCGCGAGCGGUUUCACCAAGAAGGACCAAGUGCAGCUGGAGACCCUGAUGACCGAGUUUGGUUUGGAUGGCUGCGACGAAGAGCAGCCCUGCGACGAAGAGUUUGUGUACAGUGACGAUGAGAACAACGACAGCGAGGAGGAUUGUGCUGAGGCUAAGGGCGCAAACACGGACGAUAACAUUGACGACGAGGACUAUGACGACGAGGACUACAUCAUCGAACAGGACCGGCUAGGCAACACGAUCAGACGGAAACGCACGGAAGCCGAUGCACAGUAACUGUUUUUUGCGCUGUUAUUAAAUAUUAAUAUUUUUAUUUC